Molecule: messenger RNA, 284 nt
Organism: Leucoraja erinaceus (little skate)
Lineage: Eukaryota; Metazoa; Chordata; Chondrichthyes; Rajiformes; Rajidae
Product: phosphofurin acidic cluster sorting protein 1-like
Exons: 3
Coding region: 36-284 (82 amino acids)
Biological process (GO): protein localization to plasma membrane
Molecular function (GO): transmembrane transporter binding
Source: RefSeq, a predicted model, not a curated record
UGGGCUACAAGACCCUGGCUCUGGGGCUCAUCAACAUGGCCGAGGUGAUGCAGCAUCCCAGCGAGGGGGGGCAGGUCCUGGGUCUCCAUAGCAACAUGAAGGAAGCGUCGGUGGUGGUGGCGGAGGUCCGGAUCUACUCGCUGUCCAGCCAGCCCAUUGACCACGAGGGGCCCAAGCUCAAGAUGUCAGAUCGAUCGCCCGACAUCGAUAAUUACUCCGAGGAUGAAGACGACAGUUUCUCCUCCGAGCAGGAAGUCAGCGAUGAUCCGAUACACGGCAGGUAA